Molecule: messenger RNA, 1371 nt
Organism: Penicillium samsonianum
Lineage: Eukaryota; Fungi; Ascomycota; Eurotiomycetes; Eurotiales; Aspergillaceae
Exons: 1
Coding region: 1-1371 (456 amino acids)
Source: RefSeq, a predicted model, not a curated record
AUGCGCUGCCACCAAGUGUUUCAGUUUAUUUUCUUUGUAUCAGCAUCACUCAGCAGCCCAGUGUCUUUGUAUACAUCGAAAGAAGCUCAGGAUGUCUCAGACAUCUUCAACAAGCUAUUCAACACAUCUACAAGUCGUGCUCCCUUCAGCACGGACAUAUACCAAGAGCUAUCUGAGCUCGAAGCUAAGAUAUCAGGCAUCGCAACAGGCACAAUCAAGCCAGUGUCAACAAUUGAAGAAGGCCUCUCGGCUCUUUCCUCAAUUCCACACACCAACAACCGAACAAUCCUCCAAAAUGCCAUUGAUAUAGUAUCCCUAGGUUUAGUCCCAACAAACAUCAUCGACAUCCUUAACGGCAUAACAAACCACGAAAUAAACUCCAUAGCCAACAACAACACAAAAGACCCAAGUCCACGAAUCCACCCAACAAGAUCUUUCUGGGACGCACCCUACGACAUCCCCGAAGCAAACCUCCGCAGCGCAAUUUACAUCCCGCCAACCUUCUCCUACGGGAAGAACAACAAAAUCCCCGUCCUCCUAGUUCCAGGAACCGCUGACCCAGCCGGCAGCACCUACUACUUCAACUACGCGAAGCUCUUCACAGCAAACCCACACACAGACCCAGUAUGGGUCAACAUCCCGGGCAAUUCGCUGGGCGACAUCCAAAGCAACGCAGAGUACAUCGCCUACGCAAUAAACUACAUCUCGGGACUCUCGAAGCGUCCCAUCGGAGUCCUAAGCUGGUCGCAAGGCAGCGUGGACGUGCAAUGGGCGCUGAAAUACUGGCCGUCGACACGAGCAGCGGUAAGCGACUUCAUGGCUGUGAGUGGUGAUUUCCAUGGGACGCUUCUUGCGACGCUGUGCGUGCUGGCCAAGCCGUUUUGUUCGCCGGCUGUGCAGCAGCAGGGGUAUGAUACGAGGUUUAUUCGGGCUCUGCGUAGUGAGGAUGGGGAUUCGGCUUUCGUGCCAACGACAAGCGUGUACUCUGGGAAUGACUUUAUUGUUCAGCCGCAGAGUGGGGGGUGGGCUUCUGCGGCGCUGGGGGAUGUCCGUGGGGUUGGGGUGUCGAAUGUGCAGGUGCAGGUUGCUUGUGCGGGACGUGCUGCUGGAGGGUCUUAUUCCCAUUCGGCUAUGUUGGCUAAUCCGUUGGCGUAUGCUUUGUUCGUUGAUGCUUUGGUUCAUGAUGGUCCUGGGAAGUUGGAGAGGAUUGGUCUUGAUGCUGUUUGUGGCGAGUCGCUUGCGCCUGGUUUGGAUGUGGAAGAUUUUCUGGGGAUGGAGGCUGUGUCGAAUGUGGUUGGGGUGCUUGAUGUGUUGUUGUAUGGGUAUAAUGGGAGUGGGGAGCCGGCGCUUAGGGACUAUGUACAUCACUAG